AUGUCGCAACACCGCCAUGAAAGUUUUGGAUCCAUUGGCGAGGUCGACGCCGACAUUGUCUCCGAACUACGAGACCGUUUGACUGAGGCCACGAUAAAAUGCUCUGAGCGCUGCCUCUACCAGUCGGCCAAAUGGGCAGCCGAACUCCUGAAUUCACUUGCAGAAGACCACGACCACCAUGACGACGAUUCCCAGAUGCGAGAUACGAAUAAUGUCCAAUCCUCAUACCGCAUAUUCUCUACGAGCUACGAUGACCCGGACGAGGCAAUGUUGGAGGCGAAAGAAGCGCCCAAAUAUCUGCUUGCAAAGGCCUUCUUUGACACCAAGGAGUUCGACAGAUGCGCCGCGGUCUUCCUCCCGCCAGCGAUCCCAGCGGGCGGUCUUGCGAUCUUCGAGAAGACCAAGGGCCGAACGCCUAUAUCCACACCCUCGCGAUACAAGACCAAGGGAAAACAGGCAGACACGACUACACCGAACCCUUAUCCACGUCUGAGCCAGAAAUCCCUCUUCCUCGCCCUCUAUGCCCGUUAUUUGUCGGGGGAGAAACAUAAGGAGGAGGAAACUGAACAGGUCCUGGGCCCAGCCGACGGUGGACAGACUGUGAAUCGAGAACUGCCUUCCCUGGCCCGCGGCCUCGAAGCGUAUUUCCGAAGCCGCGACGCCGUUGACCCAACCCUGAAGCGUUCACAAGGUUGGCUGGAGUAUCUGUAUGGGGUGGUGUUGGCCAAGUCACGGCAGGAGACUCUCGCACACCAGUGGCUUCUGCGGUCUGUCCGACUCAACCCAUACCACUGGGGUGCCUGGGAAGAACUCGUCUCUCUCCUAGCUUCAGGCGAUGAGCUGUCUACCGAGCAAACCACCCCCUCUCUUCUCCCAUCAAACAUCAUGUCCAUAAUGUACCAAGCUGUUGCAUCUGUCGAGUUGUUCUCGACCACGGACCAGUCCAGGACCGUAUCAUACCUACAGACACUCCUGUCCUAUUUCCCCACCUCGACAUUUCUACUCACUCAGCUCGCAACCCUCCAUUACCAUGCGAAGGAGUAUGACACGGCGGCGUCCAUCUUCCAAGACCUGCUGGUCACGCAUCCUCACCGCCUGGAUGGCUUGGACCACUACUCGAACAUCCUCUACGUAAUGGCUGACAGAGCUCGCCUCGCUUUCUUGGCUCACCUCGCCACGUCCGUUGACAAGUUCCGGCCCGAAACAUGCUGUGUUGUCGGCAACUACUAUUCUCUCUGUUCGCAGCACGAAAAGGCAGUCUUGUACUUCCGCCGCGCAUUGACCUUGGACCGCAAUUUCCUCGCAGCUUGGACUCUCAUGGGUCACGAGUACGUCGAGCUCAAGAACACACAUGCAGCCAUCGAAUCCUACCGCCGCGCCGUAGACGUCAACCGCAAAGACUACCGCGCGUGGUACGGCCUGGGCCAGGCAUACGAGGUGCUCGACAUGGGCUUCUACGCUCUCUUUUACUACCAGCGCGCCGCGGGCUUGAGGCCGUACGAUCCCAAAAUGUGGCAGGCCGUCGGGUCAUGCUACGCCAAGAUGGACCGGCUGGACCAGGCCAUCCAGGCGUUCAAGCGAGCCUUGGUGGCAGGGACGUAUGUUGACGAUGCCGGGGGAAGUACGCAGAGCAGCUUCACGGCCGCCGCAAAGGGCAGCAAAGGGCACGCGCAGGCACAGGCGCAGGCCCAACCGAGAAAACUUCUUGACCCGGACACACUGUACCAGAUUGCACUGCUUUGCGAACGGAAGGCCGGGCCGUCAGGCGACGCCGAGGCUGCCAAGUACAUGGAGUUGUGUGUCGCGCAAGAAACCGGUGGGAGUGUGAAGGGUGUUUCCCAGGCGGACAAAGUGUCAGGAAAAAGGGCCCGGAAAAACGAGGAGCGCAGAGCCCGCGCCAUGGCAUCAGCAUCGGCAUCAUCGUCAGCGCUAUUCGCAGGAGGACAGCGGCAUUACGGGACAGGGGCGACAACAGAGGCUACUGCUGCUGCCGCCGAUGACGGGACAGGUGCUGGCCGAGACGACGACACGGAGAUAUUGUCGUCGUCUGAUGAUGAACCAGACGAGGAGAACCCCGAUGACGCCGCCGCCGCCGACGACGACGACGACGCGGAAGCGAACCAAGAUGGAUUCGGCACUGGAACCACGGCGACCACAUCCAAAGCUCGCCUGUGGCUUGCGCGGCGGUGUGUCAGGAUCGGCGAUCUGGAUCGUGCAGAGAGAUUGGCAGAGGAGCUGUGCAUGGACGGCUAUGAGGUCGAGGAGGCGAAAGGACUGGUCAGAGAGGUGAGAGGACGGAGAGGCGGCAUGCUUGGGGGCGAGUUGUGA
This is a messenger RNA of Exophiala spinifera, 2328 nucleotides long. RefSeq lists its product as uncharacterized. Gene Ontology annotation, cellular component: anaphase-promoting complex. Bases 1 to 2328 code for a protein of 775 amino acids. The transcript has 2 exons. Lineage: Eukaryota; Fungi; Ascomycota; Eurotiomycetes; Chaetothyriales; Herpotrichiellaceae. The record is from RefSeq and is a predicted model, not a curated record. Gene Ontology annotation, biological process: cell division. Gene Ontology annotation, molecular function: protein binding.